Messenger RNA from Pocillopora meandrina, 13382 nucleotides. The record is from the annotation of a GenBank genome assembly. NCBI's taxonomy places the organism in Eukaryota, Metazoa, Cnidaria, Anthozoa, Scleractinia, Pocilloporidae.
AUCACCGACCAUGGCGGCAAAAUUAAAGGGAACUGAAAAGAAGCGGAGAGAAAACACGAUGGGCAGAGAGAAGCAAACAUCCAUAAUGGCCAAUGAAAGUCCCCUUAAAUCCAGAACAGCUGCUUCAGUGUUAGCAGAGAACCUGCAACUGGAUGUGAAUGCCAUCGGCAGAGUAAUUAGUUUACUCGAUAGUGACAACACAGUACCAUUCAUAGCUCGAUAUCGCAAAGAAGAAACAGGAGGACUGGAUCCUACAAUACUGAGGCAAAUAAAAGCGCAGUAUGAACUGUCUAAGUAAGUGAAUAUCUUAAUUUAGCUUUUUUGUUUGCGUUUUGGCUUCACCAUACGAGAGUAGUCACACAGCAGUCUUGCAUAAUUCCACGUGGUGCAGAACGUUUCGAAGGGCUGGGGAGUGGGAAGUGGGAGGAAAGGGGGGGAAGGGGGGGGGGUGCAAGGAUUGGGUCUGGAAUAAAACCCCUACCUAUGAAGAGUGCAGUAGUUUUUGAUCAGGGCAUGGUAUGCUGCAAGCUUUAUUAACCCUCCAUGCCUAAACAUAAUUAUUAACAUAUUCUCCACAGUGUUCCCAAUGCAUUGCUUAGGAUACUGACAAGUGUCAACAAGAAUACUUUUUUUUUUAAAUCAAGAACUUUUUAGUCAUUGGUCAUGUUCUUAAUCCUCAUGACCUUAUUGUGAGGCAUGAUCCUGCUCAAAAGGCUUGACCUAAAUGUAAAUCUGGGAUGUCAGCCCAUCAAUUUCUGCUUUUGGUUUAGUCAUGUCAGUUGUUCAACUUCUUGCACAAGCUUUUAAUUUUAACACCAGGUGACUGGAUCAAAUUAAUUUGCAGAUCCAUCAGGGAGCAUGCUAAGUCAGUUAUGAAGAAGAUCGGUAACAAACUUACACCAGACAUCAAGAGGUCUCUUGACAAUGCUGUUACCAUGGAAGAAGUGGAUGAAGUGGUAAUUAAACUCGACCACAUAAGUUAUCAAAACUUUACAAUGAGCCAGCAUUUUUGUGUUGUUAGUUAACCCUUUAACUCUGGUGAGUGACCACAACAGAAUUUCUCCAUACUAUAUCUCUACAAUAUCAUGUAGACAAGUGAUGAGAAUCAAGAAAAAUAUCAAUUGUGGAAUUACUAAUUGAUUCACUAUCAAAUUCUCCAAACUAACAUAAUUAGAAUUGUUUGGCAGACAGUAAGGAGAAUUACUAAUGAGAUCUUUGGAGUUAAAGGGUUAACUCUUAAAGAUAUGAUUGUUUAUUCUCCCCUCUAGCUCCUUAUUGUUAACACAUUUUCUUGUAAAUUAGUCACAAGAUUCUUGUGUUAAAUCCCAAUAGGAACCUGCUGAUGAGUUUGAGUACUCUCAUUACCUGUUUGUGGGAUAAUGUGUGAUGUUAUAGGGAGAAUUCAAAUGUAAAUCAUGUCUGGGAGUGCAGGGUAAAGAGAGAAGGGACAGAGACCACUUAAUAUUCAAAGGCAUAAAAGACUUUGUGCAGACAGGCAAAAGAGAAUGGGAGUGGUUACAAUACAGAAAUUUUGGUCCAUUCUGAGGUUCGGUAACCUUUGUGAUUUAUUUCAGUGGAUCAAAAGGUACAUCCAUUCAGUGUACAAUCUGGAAUGAUUUCUUGUUAUUCAGUGAGAAGCUACAAUUUUGCUGCUGAAAAUACUAAGAUCGAAUUAUUAAUCAAGGCUUCAUAUUAGACUUAACUAUCCAUUGUCAAAUUUUAGGCUGAAAAUUUUCUUAUAUGGGAACAGGGGUAUAAUGGAUGACAUACUAUUGUUGCUAAUAUAAAGUAAAAAAUAAGAAAGUGGUUCAGUGACCUAUCAUAUAGUACAUUGCUUGAUACAGAGUGCUUCACCAUAAAAGGAUGUAGGAUAUUUUAAUUUUGAACUUGUUUCUUUUAAUUUUAUUUAUUAUAAUUGCUCGUGUAAUUGGGGAACUGCGCAAUUACUCUGUUUUUCUGCCAUUUUUUACUUUAAUCACUUCACCUGAGGUGAUUGUAGCAGGGGCGCUAAAUUUUAAAAUGGAUGCCACUUGUUUUGUCACUGUUUCAGAGGAAGUGAUAUAUGCAAAAUAAGAAAUUUCAACUGGGAAGAGCACAAGUUUGGCAGAGUGCUGUUCAAAAGAAAGAUAUGAAGUUUUUUGUUGAUUGAAUUAAAUAAAUCUGCUAAGAACUGAGGAUUUGUUAGGCACUGGCUCUUGCAUGUCACAGUACAUAUAUUCAUUUACCAAUGGGGAGGUCCAUAUGGGAACAAAACUGUCCUGAGGUCUUGAGUAUGGUCUAAGGCUGAAGACUGAGGGCUGUAUUUAAGACCAGGGGUACACUUUUCUACCAUAUGGACCAACCCAGAUGGCAGAGUAAGUUAUUAUUAAUUUUUUUCUGUUGAUUCGCUUUUUUCUAUGAGUGAAAGAUAAAAAAAUUCAGUAACAUGGUCUGUAAUGUAAAAACUGGACCUUUUACAAGUGCGCCAUCCGCCAAUCAGAUUCAAGUACUUGAUUUUUGCGGCCGGUUGAAAUGCUUCAGGAAAAACAAAUUAAACUUAUUAUUUUGUGUCUUUAUUUCCUCCAAUUGGCUAGUAUGCACCAUAUAGGCAAAGUCAGAAGGGAACACAUGCUGAGAGAUCACGUCAGCUGGGCCUUGGUGAACCUGCUGAGCUCUUGCUGAAGAAUCCUGAGGCUGUUCGGCUUGAAAAACUAGUUAAACUAGGUGUAAAAGGUACAGAGAAACCAUUCCUUUAUUUGCUUUGCCUACAAUUUAUAUAGACCUAGCAUGAGGAGCAGGGAUGGUGCAAAGGUGAGAUUGCUUGGCUUUCAUUGCUGAUUCUCACGCCUUGUAUCCCUUGUGGGUUUUGUUUGUUUUGUUACUUUUUGUCCUUUCCCAGAGUGUCCUUCUGAGGCUACUCCAGUUCUCCUCCUUCCGCCAAAACCUACUUUCUAAAUUCAAAUUCAACUUCGAAACAAUGGAUUAGUAGAACCAACCAGUGGAAUAACCACUGCUAAAUUCCCAUAACUAUUGAUGCAAUUAGUUCCCUGAGUGAACAUGGAUGUGGUUAUAUGCAGCAAGUAAUGAUUAGAGAGAGUGAUUAGGGAAAGUGUUAAGUUAGUCCUUCAGGCUCAUCUUAAUUUAGAUCAUACUAAAAUUGAUUCCUGGACCACCUUUUUCGUCUAUGACUCUUGGUGUUCUAGUUCCAUCUUAUUGUCUUGUAUAUUGAGUUGACAACUGAAAGUGACCAAUGAAGUUUUCCCUGAUGGUUUUUGUUUUGUUUGCUCAUUGGCAAUUAAAAUUGAGAAUGAUUAUUCAGUGCCAGGUUAGUGGCUGAAACACUCAAGUCACUGGCUCACUAAUUGAAUGUAAUGAUUGGUAUAUGAAAACAAAAUGUUUGCAGGAAUCAGAACUGUGAGUGAGGUAUCCCUUGGCCUUCAGUAUAUUUUAGCAGAUGUCAUUGCCAAAGACAGUGCAACUUUAAACUCCAUUAACGCAUUGUAAGUCUCAAAUAAUUCUGUUUAUGAUUUUUAUAAGUCAAGGGAAGUACUUGACACCAAGCAUAUCAAGUUGUGAUUAGGUAUCAACUCCAAUCUGUACAAAUUUGCCAAUGAGAGCAGAGAAAAGUAUCACAGUGAACUUGUAGGGACUCAAAAUAAAACUUAAAGUUUUAGUCUCAACCGAUCAGAUUCAAAACCAAUUGCGACUUUGUCACACGCGUUUUCCCGCGAUUUGAGCUGUCAGUUUAGUGUUGUUUUACUUGUCAUUCGUUCGUUGUGAUACUUUCCUUGCGUCUAAUUGGCCGUUGUCAUUCCUAUGGUUUUUUUUUACAACACUCAAUCGAGAAGUGCUCCAUUCUUGUAUCUGAUCGGUCAGUAGGGUGGUGCUAGUUUUCAAUCACAAAGUCAAGUACAAGGUAAUCAAUAAAAUCCUAGAUUACUAUCCGUAUUUAAUAGGAGAUUGCUAUAGGAGGACUUAUUACUUGUUUUAAUCAUGUUUGAUAGGUUGGAGAAUAACCCAGUUCGUGUGGAAGCAUGCUUGCGUCGUUCAGGCAAAAAUAGCGAAAAAUACAAAAAGUUCGAUGGUUUUCGUAAGGCAGCGACUUCACUUAAGGCUCAUCAAGUAAUAUGUUUUUCUUUAUCAUGCCUUAAUAUUGACAAACAACUAACAAUCUUUGCUACUUUUAAAAAAGAACUAAGUUUUCAUGAAUGGCGUGGUGAUCUUAUGAAAAAAAAACAAUUGAAAUGAUGGAUAAAGAUUCUACCCUCAUCUUUCCCCUCUCGUUACCUUUCUCGCAAUUGCACCUACUUUUUCUUAUGGAGUUUCAUACUUAGCUUUUUCAUGGAUGGAAAUCACUUUUCCUCUGGUACAAUGCAGCAACUGUGGCAAAGUCAGCACGGCACAAUGUGGCGUUAUGUUAAGUUAAGGCCAGCUUUCUCAGGCGAUGGAGUCUGCGUCGUAUUCGAAGUCGUAAGAGCGCGUCCGAUUCAGUGAAAACUCGAAAAUCGGAGUUGUAAGCAGAGCCAUAAGCUCGAUGGAAUCAGGGUCGAAAGAAUCAGAAUUGUGUAAUUUGUUACCCCUUCCGUUUAUGACUCCGACGCUUUUAAGGAGAACCAACCAAUCACAAUAACAUUUUUGUGGCCUUUCGCUUUCGACUCAGUCAAUACAGUUUGCACUAGAGAGUAGGCAACGGAGUCGUAUGCGGCAUCCAAAUUUUUGGGUUUGAUUUCACUCUAUCGUAUUACCGUGCUCUUCUGAUUGACUCCGACUCCAUCCUUAGCGAAAACUAGCCAUUAAGUGUGUUUUAUUUCUCACGUUAUGUUCCGCCUCUUUCUAUAGGUGCUCGCUUUAAAUAGAGGAGAACAGAACAAGAUUCUCAACGUUAAACGUGAGAUUCCCAAAAAUGUCGAGUCAGAAUUUCGUACUGCUCUUCUGGAAAAGUGGGUGCCCUCCAAUGCAUCUGGUGCAGUAUAUCAAUUUUUGUAAAAUGGCUUAAAAAAAAUCUUAAAAUUAGAUAUGUAGAGAAUAAUACAUAGGCACACGUAGAUAUGCAAUUUCUCUUCGAGUCUUCAACUCGAUGGCUCACUCGAACUCGAGAAGAAAAACUACAUGUCUAUAAGCAAACAUAUAUUUUUGUUUGGCUAUUCUAUAAACACAACAGCCCUUUACUGACAAGAAAAGUCGAAUGAAUGUAAAAAAGGAUCCACGAUCUCCUGAUUCAAGUGGCGCUUAGGCUCAAGAUGAAAAAAAUGCGUUUAAUUUUUACAAAAACAAACAAUGGGCAUAACUUUCAAUUGACAAAAUUCUCAGUUGUUGACUUUUUUCUUACCGAUAGAUCUAAUCUUUUCAGGUAAACGGCAAAAUCGGCCUGUAGCAAAUCUUUCAGCUAUCGAUUUUCCUUCUCAGCCGCGAGAAAUGCGAUUACCAAAGCCACUGAGUGCGCAACUUUCGGUUUUUUUCUCUUCCUUAUUUUGUUUUCCUGGGAAUUUUAAAUGUCAUGUCUGUAAGUCAUACGAAUUUUCAAUGAGUUAGCAGCCAUAAUCUAAGAAAAUUCGACAAACAACCUUGGAUUAACUAUGAUGAGGGCUUCGCCGUUAAUUCAUCAACAUGACAGAGUGGCGCGAAAGGCGAGUGACGUGUCAGCAGCUGAUUGAUGAUAUCAAUCAUGUGAAAAGUUAUAUAUUUUUGGAGUGUGUUCUGACGGCUUUUCUCAGGGGUGGAAAUCCUUGUAUAACUCUACAGUUUAUAUGAUAAAAUAUCUUUAUCAUCAUCAUCAUCAUCAUUAUUAUUAUUAUUAUUAUUAUUACUUUUUCUUUUCGUUAGACAAAACUUAAUUUAAUCUCAGGUGAGUGGAACUUUACAAGACAUUUCUUCUAAAACUUUUCAACACCUUACCCAACAGUAUUAGAGUAAUGGUAGAUUAUAGUCUACUUCACCCAGGAGUGAAAGAAGCUUUACAGGGACUCUAUAUAAUGUUUGAAAGAUGUUUUAAAGACGUCAAAAUGCGUCAUAGACACUAUAUUUUAUUUGUUUCAUUUCAUUUUUGAACUGUCAUUUUAAAGUUGUUUAAUUUCGAAUCAUUAGUAAGGUUCUGGAUAUUUUCAAUAGUUGCGCUUCAUAGAAUCUCAAGAAUAAACAUUAAAAUUGUUAUUUCAUUUUAUAAUGUACUGUUUUAAUGAUUUAUUAGCACAGAUAAAGAAAUUAUCCAAAAGUGCGGUGUUUGAUGCUUACAAAAGACUCAUCCAACCAAAGAUCAUCAGGCAAACCAGGUGAUGCUACACAGUAUACUGCUACACAGUAUACUGCUACACAGUAUACUGCUACACAGUAUACUGCUACACAGUAUACUGCUACACAGUAUACUGCUACACAGUAUACUGCUACACAGUAUACUGCUACACAGUAUACUGCUACACAGUAUACUGCUACACAGUAUACUGCUACACAGCAUACUGCUACACAGUUUACUUCCUGUUUGAGUUUUGUAUGAUAAUCAAGAUUCCUAGAACUAGUGAUAGCUUUUAGUGCGAAACAAGUAUGAUGAGUGUCGAAUUUAAUUCAUGAUAACGUUGGCGUUGUUUGCUUCCUUUACUAAUUGGUUCAGAAACUGUUAACAACACUCUCAACCAAUCAGGUGCAUUAUAAAAUUACAUGAAAAGUAAUUGUGGUUAGGUCACGUGUUCCACGUUUGAGGAAGUUCGUUUCUUUACAAUGUGAAUUAUCAUAAGCCUAAUGAGGUAUUUUCCUCCCCAAAGAUUUGGAAUAUGAUGAUUUGAAUUUGAAUUUAAAUUUGACUGUUUUUUUUUUUCAUUAUUUCCUUGGAAGAGUGUCAUUAACGAAACAGGCUGAAAAGGAGAGUGUCGAUAUAUUUGUGAUGAACUUGUAUCGUCUCCUCCUUACCCCACCAUUGAGAGGAAAGAAUGUUAUAAGUCUAGACCCAGGCUUCUCCCAUGGAUGCAAGUUAGCGGUUCUUGCUUCUACAGGUGAAUAACAGACAAACGUAAAGACAAACUAGCAAAUAAACAGACAAUCAAGCUAACAAAACAACAAGAUGACAAAAAAUACACAAACCUCGACAAAUAGUAGUUAUGAAGCACGAAGAAAAUAUUAAGUCUUUAUCAAUAUCGUGUACAAUUUCUCUUUUUAGUAUAAUGCACAAUUUGAAUCGAUCUCCAUGGAGUCCUAAUCCUCUCAAAAUCAAUAUGUUAAUCAACAGGGAAGUGAUGCAAAAAAAAAAAAUAAAAUAAAAAUAAUAAGUCUUAGCUGGGUGGUCUUAUAUAGAAUGACCACCAAAUUCCCUCCAAUGCGCUGUGUAUUGUUUAGCGUCCGGACAGAAGAAUCUCACGAAGAUAAGGCAGAGUACACUUGUUCUUUUGGUCCUAAUACAGAAAAAAAUGUCUUUUCUUUUGUUCAACAAGUUGAUUUGUGACGCAAAUUAAAUGCCUUUUUUUAAUUUCUCACUGCAGGCGAGGUUUUAGGGACAGGUGUGAUCUUUCUUUUUGGGGAGAACAAAAACCAAGCGCAAGCAAAGGAAACUGUGAUAGACCUUGUUCUAAAGCACAGGUUAGUUUUGUUUUUUGUCUGUAGUUUCUAUUACAAUUUCAUUUUACCUCAGGUCUCUAACUUCUAUAAGUGACCAACACAGAAUCUCCUCUUACAAUAUCAAGCAAGUAAGUGAUGAGAUUAUUAAUUAAGGAAUUACCAGUUGAUCUAAUACCUAGUUUUCUGAAGUUGUAUUUUAUCUUUAGAUUUUUAUGGUAAACAAUAAGGGAAAUUACUGGGGAGAUCUGAGAGUGAAAGGGUUAAGUGAAUGGGAGGAAAAGCAUACCUCACUGGUUUGUGUGGGUUUAUUUCUCGUAUCUUUGCUUGGGACUUAUUUUAGUUAGCAUCACGUGACCAAUGAGAAUAAUUUUGGAGAAACGUGGCCGAAUGGAUAUUUUUAAGCCUACUUGCAGUCACUCUUACGAACAUGUUUUUAUUUUCAGUUGUGACUAUAUAGCCAUUGGGAAUGGCGUUGGAUGCCGGGAAACUGAAAAGUUUAUUAGUAAACUCAUCGAAAAAGGAGCAUUUGCACCUCGUGACGUUGCUUACUGGUAAUUACCACGAAUAAAUAUCACCCACCUUGAGAGAUAAAAAAAACAAAUGAACCGACAUCCCCUGCAGGAUGACCAAGUAAAUGUAGAUAAAAAUGCUUCAAAAUCGGAACGUUUUUGCGAGAGCUCUUCUUUAACGGAGUUAUGCAGCGUUCUAUUGUAAUGUUAACCCUUUAACUCCCAUGAGUGACCAAGACAGAAUUUCUCCUUACAACAUCAGUACAAUAUCAACCAGAUUAGUGAUGAGAAUAAAGAAUAAUAUCAAUACAAUAUCAACCAGAUAAGUGAUGAGAAUAAAGAAUAAUAUCAAUUUGGGGAUAAUUAGUUCAUCCAAUACUAAAUUGUCUGGACUAAGAUUAUUAAAAUUUUAUGGUUGACAUUAAGGAGAGUUACAAAUUUGAUUUGGGAGCUAAAGGGUUAAGUAGGUUUUUAGUUGAUACAAUGACUGUUACAAACUGCAUGUACGAUUUUACGUACUAAAUGAUAAUAUGUUUCAGUAUCGUCAGCGAAGAUGGAGCCUCUAUUUACAGUGCGUCUCCCGAGGCAGAGGCCGAGCUGCCAAGCCUCGAUAUAACCCUGAGGGGUGCUGGUAAGUAUCUCUCCUUCUCAAUUUCUCAAACCUUUACCCAGAACUAUCUUUGGCUUUGGAAACUAAACAAGGUUUAUCGAGAAAAGUCCAUGUCAAUUUUAAUAUUUAGAAUUAUAAAACUUGUAGAUAAUUAAGGGAUACUUUAGUUGGUCUCAUCUGGCCAGCUAAUCAUGUCACGCCAAAAGCACCAUCCAUUUGCUUGAUAUAUGCAGGCGUGUGGAUAUGAUGAUCGUGUUGUAAUCCUUUUUCAUUAUAAUUAUCCAUGUUGAUAUUUUAGUUUCAAUUGGGCGGAGACUGCAAGAUCCUCUCGCAGAAUUGAUAAAGAUUGAGCCCAAGCAUCUGGGUAUUGGAAUGUAUCAGGUACGAGAAAAACGUCCAAGGUACGAUGAAAUCCCGUUUACUUAAAUCCAAUUUAGAUUCGGCCUCAUUCUGUCGACGUUGUUGUUGUUAUUGUGGUUUUUUUUUUGGUGUUUCGGCUGCUGUUUAUCUUCUGAUGUUGGUUUGCUGCAGCAUGACAUCCCCGAGAAGUUGUUACGAGAGGCCUUGGACGGAGUGAUAGAGGACUGUGUCAGCUUUGUAGGAGUUGACUUGAACGUGGCAGGAGUCUCCAUGUUAAGGUAUUUUGUUUGGUGUGCUAAAAAAAUUUUAGCCAUAAAUGAAAGAUAACGACUCUUUUUCCUCUUAAGGCGCAUAGCUGGUUUAAAUGAAAAGAAAGCGAAGGCUAUUUUGGCAUGGCGCGAGGAGAAUGGUGCCUUCGUAAACCGUGAGCAGUUGAAGGAAGUGAAAGGAAUUGGAUCCAAAACGUACGAGCAAUGUGUAGGCUUUGUCAGGAUAAUGAAUACUCCACCACCCCAGCGCAACUCUACGAAAACAUCCGCCAUUGGUCAAGAAACGGUUAUUAUAAGUCCUGACGGAGGAGAGAAGACGAUGACCGGUGGUAAGAAGAGGAAGCGUGAAAGCAGCGAAGAACAAGGAUUGAGGAAGAAACGGAUGAAAACUGUUGUGAGUCAAAACUUUCAUCCCGAGCCGUUGGAUAUGACCUGGAUUCACCCUGAAUCUUAUCCAGUGGCGAGAAGGUAAAUUGCACGUGACAAAAUUGCAUAAAGACGUAUCAAAUUAGCUUUAGAACAGGCAUAAUUAGUUUAAGCGCUGCGAGUCAGGGUAGAUUAAAAGAAUGCAACUACGGAUCGUUAUCCGUCGAAAUCGCUCAAAUUUGCAGAAUUAUUUCUCACUGCUGAGAAAAAAAGGGAAAAAAAAGAGCCGUUAUGUUCCUCAUCCUAUGGUGAUGUUGUGAAAGUCCAAUCUUCAAGUGCUUCUUAGUAUACACAUGCUACACAUUUUAAGUACACAGGCUUUGCGUGACGUAGGAAGCAGAAACAAAAUCAGUUAUCUGUUACAGCUUACUUUCGGUAAGAAGAAGAUGGUCAGCUAUUGGCGUGCGUUGCUAUAGCAGAUUAUUGAUGAUGAAACUUGUUUGGUUGUUUCGCUAUUUAGCGUUAUGAAGAUGUUGGGUAUUCUACCAGAGCAGAUUGGUAAACCGGAAGUUAAAACAGCGAUUGACAAAUUUCUCCAAACUCACAGUAAGUUAGGACCUCCAAGAUCUCCCUUCCGUGAUUGAUGAUAUGAGUAAUAAUUCCCUUAAUGUGUUCUUACACUGUUGGGUUAGAGAAUUGUUUGUGUAACAUACAGGCAAGAAAGUAAAAGUCCCGGUAUUUAAAAAAAAAAAUACGUUCAGGGAAAAAUUCCCCGGUAGAGGCAGUGUCCAGAGUGAAAAAUUCCUCCAUUUUGGAAUUCCCCCUUGUUUUUAUUUUUCAAGAUGAGUGUUUGUUGCUUUGGUUAUCUUAAUCAAUUCUGUCAUUGGUGGAUUUAGCUGAGUGGACUUAUUGUGAUUGUCUGCUUUAACUGUCCAUUACAGAUGUCUGAUUACAGCCCACUGUCCGACUCGGUGUCCGAUUACAACUCUAUAGAAUAAUUAGUGGAAAAUAAAGCAGCUGAUGCAUCAUCACAUUUGAGGAAGUUUUAACGGUUAUGAUAUAUUCAGAAAUUGGACCUCUGGGGUUUUAAAUCUUUGUAAUAAGUCUGAGUAUUUUUUGCUACUGAUUUUGUUUUGUUACGUAGAAAUUGAUAAAUUGGCGGCCAAGAACAACGUGGGUAUUGCAACAUUGCAGCAUAUUUUGGAUGGUCUCAGACAGCCAACAGAUCACGACAUAAGAGUCAGUAAGUAAAACGACAACCCCCUCUCCAACAACCUUCCUUAACGACAAAUUCGAAUGAAACAAUACUCCUUUCACAGCAGAAGGAUGAAAAUAUAAUUGAAAGGUAACACAAAUCUUUGAUGGUACAAAGUAAUCUGAUUGGCCACUUACAAGGGUGCUAGUGUAAUAAGAGCAAACAGGCAUAUUCACAAAUGAGCAAAGAAGAAAAGAAAUAGCAUCCUCUCACUCUCUAAGAAUAGAAAUAUGUAAAGAGCGGAGAGUGAAAUGAGUUAAUCAUCUCAGAUAGUUUUCUUUUUAACCAUGAAACUUCCGUGAGUGACCAAGAAAAAAUUCUACUGGCAAUUUCUCCUUACAAUAUCAAGCAUCAAGUGGCGAUAUGAUACAGUAUCAAGCAUCAAGUGAUGAUAUAUAUUUAUGAAGGGUGUGUAAGCACUUAGCUACCCCGAAUGAUCCCACAACUGUGGUAUCAUCCAUGCCAUGCUAUGUAUGUGUGCUCUGUUUUGUUGUUGAGCACGCACGAAGUGGAGAAACGGAGAAACUCGAGACGUAGUCGAGUGUUUCUCCCCCCUUCUUGAGUGAUCUAGCCGCUUCCUAAGUACUUUUCAACAGAACAGAGCACAGUCAAGGCUUCUCUAUUUGUUUUAUAAUAAAGAAUCUGUUAAAUUUCUUACCUAUUACUUUCAAUUUUCGAAACAAACUUUAUUUCCAAAGCGAACAACAGUGUCGUCAGCAUUCUCUAUACUCUCAUAAAGCACGCUACAAUAAGCCAAUCAGAAACCAUGAUAGACUGGCUCAAAUAAUCUGAUUGGCUGUACAAGAUUAAGGCUGUCAAAAAUGUCAAACCAUCGAAGUUCAAGAACCAUCAAAGUUCACAUUUUGCAAUAGUUUACAAAGUUAAAUAGUUCGGCAGGUGGAAGCUAACACUUUUGCCUGAAGUCUUUUAGUCUCGAAUACAGAAUCUGAAAAUGAAAUAUUCAGUGAAAUCCAGCCGAAUGGUGGCUCAUAAAAACACGCAAGUUUUUUCAAUUGAAAAUUAGAAAACACAUUGUUCAAGCGUGUGUUCUAUGAAUGAACGACAGCCGAAUUUAACGGAACAUGAAAAUUGCUCAGGAUAACAGCGCAGUGACUGAUGCGGCCUUCUACUCAUCGCAUCGGAAAGGAUAUCAAAGCAAGCUCUUGGUUUUUCUCUCGAAGGGCGGCUAAGGCUUACUUGAUGACCGAAGAUCGCCAUGAUGAGCUAGCCGCGUUGUAUCUCGGCAUGACAACGUCAUGAUUAGUAUGAGUUUUAACAGCUGUACCAGUUUGGCUAUAUUUUGCAUCAUUCCUGUUUUGCUCUGUUUUGUUUUUGAAUACGCAACUUUAUAUACUACACGAGUGUUAGCUGUGUUUGAUUUUUAUUACCGUACGUAAACUUGCAGUCUAACUCAGUGUGAAAACCUUCAUAACUCGGACUGUCCAUUUAUUUUACUCUUUGAGGAUUUUUGUCUCUACUCACGUUAUAAUAACUUCAAUUGCGAGCACGCUCUUUCAACCAUUGACAGCGUGCGUUAUAUCAGAACUUUAUUAUAAUAUAAUUUAGGGGAUUAUUAGUUGAUUCAAUACCGAACACUCCGAAGUAAUAUCAUACAAAUUGCAUUGGAAAUUGUGGAGAUAAUUAUUAGUGAGAUCUUGGUAGUGAAAGGGUUAGAGAAAGGCAGGGACCUCAUAUAUGUAAAAACAAAAUAGGAUUUUUAUAUGAAAAUAUCGGUAAAAAUACCUUGCAGACUUUAAAAUAACUCUGUAUCUGUAGAGGUUGAGGCACAGUGAUAAUUUGAACCUGAGGUUUGUUUUGAGGAACGAUUAACUAUAGACUUAAUGCUCAAAAAUAGUUUCCCUUUGCCUCUUCUCUGAUUAGAUUUCCAGAAACCUUUGUUCAAAAAGAACAUCACCUCACUGAAAGACAUUCAGCCGGGUUCUCAGCUUCGCGGCCGCGUCACGAAUAUGAUUUCAUUCGGUGCAUUCGUAGACUGCGGUGUUGGCCAGGAUGGCUUGCUACACAAGAACGACAUGGGACAGUAUGAAGGAAAAGUUGGCCUUGGAGAUAUAGUUGAAGUCACUGUUGAAAGUGUCGAUAAAAUAAAACAAGAAAUUCGUCUGGUUCUUAAGGAAAUUUCCUCGAGUUUCAAUCCAGAGUUGCUCGUUUCAAUAGGAAAUUUAUCUUAGGGUUACAUGCUUUGCGGAUUUUCUUUAAAACAUUUUUAGUGACAAACAUAUUAACAUGUUUUGUUUAUGCUUCUUUGUAAGUGCGGUGCUUUCAAUGUACAAUCACUAUCGGUCUUACAUUUACCCUAGAUGAACUUGAACUCCCAGUCAAUCUUUAGCGACCCCUUGGUCUCUAGUAGUCUUAUGAGAAAUCUUCAACCUUGCGAGUCACUUUGAGCGAAUCUGCACCUUUCUGGAUUGGAGCCGUCACUAACUUUGUUCAUUAAAGAAAUGGUUAGCUUUAUACUUGUGAUAAGAAUUGUU